CUCUUCUACUUGGAACAUCCAACAAUCCAAACACUGUUACUAUGUAACGGGCAGCUAUAUAAUUAAUGAUAAAUUCAUCUUCUUCAGGUUGAUAAAGAGUUUAGCUCUGUGCAUUUUAGAUUUCUAUUUUUAUAGCUCUCAAAAUUGAUGGGAAUGGACUUUAUUUGAUUUUUUAAUGCAUAAAUAGGACUAUAAAUGUUUGGCUUAUAGAAGUUUGGAGAGAACUUUGUAAAUGAGAUGAGACGUUUUUUUAUUGGAAUGUUAGACGAUGGGGAAAUAGAUUCAAACGACUUAUUUGUGGCUCUAGGAAUAAAUUGUUAAACAAUGGCAGAUGAUCCCAAUCGAGAUAUUUUACCCGUGAAACAGGGAUCAUGUGCAGACACUUGUCGCAGUACUUGGGGGUUGAUGGUGAAUCCACGAGAGCGUCACGCAGUGUGUAAACUUGACCGCUAUGAACUAGAGGAUAGAUACCUAUGUCUCCUCGAUGAAGCUCAAGCUCUGAAGAAACUGGCAAAUACGCAAGAGGACAAGCUGAAGCGAUUGACAACGAGAUUGAUGAGAAUAUCAGCAUCAUCACGUCCAUGUAUUGCUGCAGCUCUCACCAUUGACAGCGAUAAAGUCAAAAUCGAAGAACUUGAACGGGAAAACUCGAAGUUUAAGGACCGAAUAUUUGUCCUGAAGAAUCAACUUAUGAGUCAUAAAGGGCUGAAGAGAUCACCACCCCGGAGAUGCAUUAAUUGGGUCUCCUCCAGGCCCACGACUUGUCGUAGUGAGGAUGCACGUACGAAAAUAUCCACUAGCACUAAUUAUGGAGAUGGGAAAGGAAAUCUUCAUUCACAAAAUGUCAAAAUGGAGGAGUUGCAACAACAAAGACAGGGCAUGAUGUCGAGAAUAUCCGAGUUAGAGGAUGAGUUGAUAAAUUGUCAGACUGAACUUCAGAAAACUAAGGUCGAUGAGAGCAUUGAGUACAUCCGAAUGGUGAGGGAGAUGAAGCAGCAAGAGGAAAAGUUAACUUCUAGUCAUUCUGUGAAUACAUCUUUGGAGGAGAAAAUUCGAGUUUUGAAGCAACAACUUCAAGAAACUUCGAGCAAAAAUGGACAGAUUUCGGCUGCUCUUUUCGCUGAGAAGGAUCGACUGACCAAAUUGGACGAGACGCUUUCAAAAUCUCAAAACUCUCAAUUAGCAUUGCGUGAAAAAGAGGACCGGAUCCGUGAUUUGAUGAGUGAAAUUAAAAUCCUCCAACAUAAUAACAGUGAAUUAAUAUCUCUCAGCACUAACAAUAGUGAAGUUGAGUUGGAAAAUAUUGAGUUGAGAAGGAAGAUUUCAGAGCAACAGGUGGAUAAUCAUAAUUUGAAGAGCGCUGUUAACAACGAACAGGCCAACAUCACAGCUCUCCAGGCUGUCAAUACACAACUCAUGGGAAAGUUGCAGGAGAUGCAGAGAGAUAUGGAUACACUGACUGUACAAUUGAAAUCAUUACAAAAUCAAACCGAAAAACCAAAGAAGCCUGACGAAAGAAAAACAGUGCCAACACACGACAAAACGACCAUUACAAGCCCCAGGAGUCGUCGAAGUUCAAAGGAAGAAAGUGAUUAUUCCUUCAAAGGGCCUCGGAAACUUCCCCAAGUUUCUGAAAAAGUAGAGGCUUCAGUGCAGACAGAACAAAUUGAAAUUUCCCCUCGAGCAUUCUGUUCUGCAGAAAGUCUCAACGCUUCAGAUCAGAUUAGAAAUUCUCCCCCACGAAAUCAUGGAAAACCAGUGGAAACAAUAGCAGGGGCUAAUCUAUCGAGGGAUGAAAUUCUCAAGCUACUGGAUCAGGCACAAAUAAAUGUACCUUUAGAGAGUCACAAUGCUGCCAAAAUGCGUCAAUUCGAGGGAUUUAGUCCUGUUCAUAAACAGAGAGACCAGAGCUGCAACUGUAGCUGUGAAUCCUUUGACAUCAGCGACGAUUCCCAUCCCCAGCAUCUAAUUCAAUGUUUGCGCGACAUUAUGAAAGAAUGCAAUAAUAUUAUCAUUGCUAGAGUUCGGGAUAAACCUUCGGAAUUCAUCGAUCAAAAUAACAAUACGAAAAUUCAGACAUCUCGUCCUAAAAAAACGGAGAAUUGCGAUUUAAGUACUAGUGACACUUGUGGAGAGUUCACAGAGGAGGAGUGUUGCUCCUGUGACACCAGAAAGCGACCUUUCACGUCUGCCAUCGAUGAUAUCCAGAUUUCCUUGGAGGAAAUGAUUGACAUUAUGCAGAGGCAGAGUAGGGAGAGAAUCAAAGUGAGGCGCUAUGAAGUACAUCCAAAGAUAAAAAAUAAGGUGGACUAUCGACGACGUUCUUUGAAAUACACAAGCCCCUGUCGAGUACCUGUUCACCGAGUGAAUUCAUCUUGCCCUAUGAUUGUGACGGAUCAGCAAGCACUUGUUGAGAUUCACAUUUCGUCACUUCAGCUCUCACCUUUCGGAAUGCAUCAUCUAUUCGACGACUUCAGAAUGAGCCCUUCACUAUUCAUAGGCUGUGAUUUCUGCGGCCAGGAAUCCGUGUUCUCACCCAGCAAGACCUAUCCAACCCUGACCUUCAACUCUUCCUGUGUCUAUCGUGUCCCCAGAAUCUCCAAGUUCCUCAACUGUGUGCUUCAAGAUUAUAUUUACUUGCAAUUGUACAUAGUACCACCUUACCCUGACAGGCCUUACCCUGUUGCUCACGGAAAAAUGAGUGUCAAAGAUAUUCUCGAUUAUCCCCAGAAUAAACUUCACUACAUCGUUAAUAUGGAGUGCACGUCCCCCUGUUAUCUUAAUGCAACCUUCGGGCAGAUUUUUUUCUGGAUCAGGUUGAGCUGCGAUGUGGAUCGUGUGAGGGCAUUCAAGCAGGAGAGAGAAUUACUGGAGACGAGUCAGUCCUCACAGACGGAGAAGAUAAAAAGGGAAGAAAUAGCAUCAAAAGGUCAAACUCAUCGACGUUCAGAGGGAAAGAAAGAGAAUAAAUGGAGUCGAUGGUCACCCCAAGAGCUCGGAUCUCCUGACUCUUCCUCGGAAAUUCUCCAGACAAUCCACCAGCCUCGAAAGAGAGAUACUCAUUUCGAAUCCACAACCAGGUCUUUCCAAUAUGAACCCCCGACUACCUCAGCUAGUGAAAAACAGGAUCCUAUCGUGAGAUACGAGGAGAGUCGAGGGGACACUCUCCAGAAACGUGCGAAUUCCUGGAGAGCCUGGAGCCUAGGGGAUCAUCCAAUCAAGAGAGAUGAAAUCAGAGAAGCUAUUCAGCUGAAUCAGAUGACCAAUGGUGGGUUCCAUGAUACUGAGAAUUUAUUUGACGAGACUAAUACCGUCCUGACGGAUAAUUGGGGGCGAUACAAGAGGAAAUCACUGAACAGCCAAGUACGUGAGACUAGCGAGGCUGUGGUGAUCAGGAUAGAACGGCUGAAUUUAUUCCCGAGGUGUCGUUUGCUGAAGGAUGGGGACAUUAAGCAGCUUUAUGUGGAAUUUUCUUUUUUGGGAAAUUUCGGUCUCGAUUUGGAAACUGUGGCGGUACCGAUACCUAAGAAUCCACCGUAUCAGUUGUUUUUUAAUUAUAUGAAGAAAUUUGACAUCGACGAAAAAUCUCAUUCUGACCAGCGAAAAAAAUUAGAAGAAAUGUUGUCGGAUGAAGUAAACUCAACUGUAAAAUUUACAAUUGUGCAUGAACCGUUGAUGGAGGAGAUGGAGACUAAAGAUUGCAUCGAAGUUGGUCAUGCAUAUUUGAACUUGAAAGAGCAUGUGCUGACUGGUGGACACCACGACAUUUCCCUCCUCGUAUCCAACACGGAAGGAAGCGACACUAUUGGUACAUUGAAGGUCACACUUUUGGGAGCCGAUGCCAUUCGCAGCUGCCUUCCGCAGACCUGAGGUGCUCUCGUCGUUAAAUUUUUUAUAAAACUCUUCUGGGCAAUAAACUAUUUCUAUUUCAC
Molecule: messenger RNA, 3932 nt
Organism: Diachasmimorpha longicaudata
Lineage: Eukaryota; Metazoa; Arthropoda; Insecta; Hymenoptera; Braconidae
Exons: 12
Coding region: 325-3870 (1181 amino acids)
Biological process (GO): non-motile cilium assembly
Cellular component (GO): ciliary transition zone
Source: RefSeq, a predicted model, not a curated record